Messenger RNA from Camellia sinensis, 4241 nucleotides. Its product is annotated as ABC transporter B family member 19-like. Gene Ontology annotation, biological process: oligopeptide export from mitochondrion. The record is from RefSeq and is a predicted model, not a curated record. Gene Ontology annotation, cellular component: mitochondrial inner membrane. Gene Ontology annotation, molecular function: ATP hydrolysis activity; ATP binding; ABC-type oligopeptide transporter activity. Lineage: Eukaryota; Viridiplantae; Streptophyta; Magnoliopsida; Ericales; Theaceae.
GCGGUCUGGCCCUUUCAUGACAGUGCAGAAGAAUAUCCCACAAAUGUUCCACAAAUAUUCCAAUUCAUGCAUUGUUUUCAUAAAAUCCUAAGUAUAUAAAUUCUACACAUAGUUUUCAUCAAAUUUGUACGUCUAUAGUAUCUCACAUGAAAAACGUGCAAGCGUGGUAACAAUGGCUUCCCGGGACAUAGAAGCCAUGCAGAUUGAAGGCAAGAAGAUAGAUGAUAAUGAUUAUGAUGACAAAAAGGACACAGAUAAAGAGAAGAUACUUACUCAAGCCUUGCCAUUUCACAAGCUUUUGAGCUAUGCAGAUCCAUUGGAUUGGACUUUGAUGGCUCUGGGCACACUAGGGUCCAUUGUCCAUGGAAUGGCACUACCCAUGGGUUAUUUGCUACUUGGAAAAGCCCUUGAUGCGUUUGGAAACAACAUCCAUGACUCCAAAGCCAUGGUUAAAGCUCUCCACAAGGUUAUUCCAUUUGUGUGGUAUAUGGCCAUUGCCACAUUUCCUGCUGGAGUAUUAGAGAUUGGAUGCUGGAUGUAUACUAGUGAAAGACAAAUAGCACGGCUAAGACUGGCAUUCUUGAGGGCAGCCCUUAGCCAGGAGAUUGGGGCUUUUGACACGGAUUUAACAACUGGGAAAAUCAUCACCGGAAUUAGUAACCACAUGAGCAUCAUACAGGAUGCUAUUGGUGAGAAGCUGGGCCAUUUUCUCUCAAGCUUCGCAACUUUCUUCUCUGGGGUCUUCCUCGCGUUCAUAUGUUGUUGGGAAGUGUCACUUAUUAGUACCUUUCUUGUUGUUCCAAUGAUUCUUCUUAUUGGAGCCACUUAUACAAAGAAAAUGAAUGCCAUUUCGGCCACAAAGACAGUUCACCUGUCAGAAGCCACAUCAAUGGUAGAACAGACAAUAUCCCAAAUCAAAACAGUCUUUGCAUUUGUGGGAGAGAGUUAUGCAAUGAAGUCUUUCUCCAAGUACAUGGAGGAACAAUUUAAAUUGAGCAAGGUAGAGGCACUCAUAAAGGGGGUUGGAAUUGGUAUGUUCCAAACUGUGACCUUCUGUUCUUGGGCGCUGAUUGUAUGGGUUGGAGCCGUUGUUGUCACAGCCCAUAGAGCAAAAGGAGGAGAUGUUAUAUCUGCUGUUAUGAGCAUUCUCUUUGGUGCUAUAUCACUCACUUAUGCAGCACCAGACAUGCAAAUCUUCAAUCAGGCAAAGGCUGCAGGGAAGGAAGUUUUUCAGGUGAUCAAAAGAAAGCCCUUAAUAAGUUACGAUUCAAUAGGGAAGACACUUGAGGUGGUUGAUGGCAACAUUGAAAUACGUGAUGUAUAUUUUGCUUACCCAUCAAGGCCGGAGGAAUUGAUCCUUCGAGGGUUUACAUUGUCAAUUCCAGCGGGGAAGGUAGUGGCUUUCGUGGGCAGUAGUGGGUGUGGGAAGAGCACUGUCAUCUCCCUAGUGGCAAGAUUCUAUGAUCCCUCAAAAGGUGAGAUUCUUGUUGACAAUCACAAUGUCAAAGAUCUUGAUCUGAAGUUCCUCAGGAAAAACAUUGGAGCAGUUUCCCAGGAGCCAUCACUAUUUGCCGGAACCAUAAAGGACAAUAUGAAGGUAGGAAACAAGGAUGCAGAUGAUCGACAGAUCCAGAGCGCAUCAGAAAUGGCAAAUGCACACCUUAAUUACUCUUUCAUAUCCCAACUCCCAAAUCAGUACUUAACAGAGGUAGGACAGAGGGGUGUGCAACUAUCAGGUGGACAGAAACAAAGAAUUGCAAUAGCAAGAGCCAUUCUAAAGGACCCUCCAAUUCUAUUGCUCGAUGAGGCAACAAGUGCACUUGAUUCAGAGUCAGAGAAGCUGGUUCAAGAUGCCCUUGAGACGGCAAUGCAAGGGAGAACGGUCAUAUUGAUUGCACACAGGAUGUCAACCAUUAUUAAUGCAGAUAUGAUUGUAGUUGUAGACAAUGGUCAAGUUCAAGAGACAGGAACACACCGCGAGUUGUUAGAUACCAGUAAAUUCUACAACAACUUAUUUAACAUGCAGAAUAUCAAUGUAGACGGUGACUUAAGGGUAACAGAUCCAGCUGAGCAACCCACAGAUAUGCAGCAACAGAUUUCAUCUCAAAAUGUGACCAAAGAGCAACCUGAAGAACUCACAGAGCUCAGCAGACAUCACAAUGAUCCUCCCAAGCAAGAGGAACAAAAAGGGAGACAAAAAACAGCCAUAUUCUUCAGAAUCUGGUUUAGUUUGACGAAGAAAGAGCUUGUAAAAACCAUCAUAGGCUCUUUCGCAGCAGCCCUUUCUGGUAUCUCAAAGCCUAUAUUCGGGUUCUUCAUCAUAACAAUAGGCGUAGCAUAUUAUGAGAAAAACACAAAUAAGAUAGUGGGACGGUAUUCAGUAAUCUUUGCUUUGGUAGGAUUGCUAUCAUUAUUCAGCCACAUCUUGCAGCAUUAUGUCUUUGGAGUGGUUGGAGAGAAGGCCAUGACAAACUUUAGACAAGCUCUAUAUGCAGCUGUACUGCGCAAUGAAUUAGCUUGGUUCGAGAAACCUGAGAACAGCACUGGCUCACUUACCUCACGGAUCAUCAAUGACACCGCCAUGGUAAAAACAAUAAUUGCUGAUCGUAUGUCUGUGAUUGUCCAAUGCAUUUCAUCCAUACUAAUUGCAACAAUAGUUAGCAUCAAAGUAUGUUGGAGAAUGGGUUUAGUAGCUUGGGCUGUGAUGCCUUGCCACUUCAUCGGAGGCCUGAUUCAAGCUAAGUCUGCCAAAGGAUUUUCAGGUGACAAUGCUGCUGCACACUCGGAACUUGUCGCCCUUGCUUCUGAAGCCGCAGCCAACAUAAAAACCAUUGCAUCUUUUUGUCAUGAAGAGCACAUACUCAAGAAAGCCAAACUGUCUCUGGAAAUCCCAAUGAAGAGGAGCAGAAGACAGAGUGUCAAGUAUGGGAUCAUUCAAGGUGUAUCCAUUUGCUUAUGGAACAUUGCACAUGCUGUUGCUUUGACAUACACAACAGUUCUUGUCCAGAAACAUCAAGCGACUUUCAGGGAUGGAAUAAGAUCGUAUCAGAUUUUCUCUCUCACAGUACCUUCAAUCACAGAGCUAUGGACACUGAUCCCCACAGUGAUCUCUGCCAUCACUGUACUAACUCCUGCGUUUGAAACCCUUGACAGGCAAACUGAAAUUGAACCAGACACACCAGAAGACUCAAAUUUUGACACAAUCAAAGGGAAUAUGGAAUUUCAAAGCGUUCAUUUCAAUUACCCGUCACGCCCAGAAGUAACUAUACUAAACAACUUCAGUUUGCAAAUUGAAGCUGGAUCAAAGAUUGCUCUUGUCGGGCCAAGUGGAGCCGGAAAGUCUUCUGUCUUGGCCCUUCUACUGAGAUUCUAUGAUCCAAGAGAAGGCAGGGUACUGAUUGAUGGGAAGGAUAUAAGAGAUUAUAACCUGAGGAAUUUAAGGAAACAAAUUGGGCUUGUGCAGCAAGAACCGCUUCUUUUCAGUUGCUCGAUUAAAGACAACAUUUGUUAUGGGAAUGACAAAAGUUCUGAAGCUGAAAUCAUAGAGGUGUCAAGAGAAGCAAACAUACAUGAGUUCAUCAGCAAUCUACCACAUGGUUACAAUACAAUGGUUGGGGAAAAAGGAUGCCAACUUUCAGGAGGACAGAAGCAGAGAAUAGCCAUAGCGAGGACUUUAUUAAAAAGGCCUGCAAUUAUGCUCUUAGAUGAAGCAACAAGUGCUCUUGAUGCAGAAUCUGAAAGAGCUGUGGUGGGUGCUUUGGAAUCAAUAAAAGACAAUGAUGGCUUAUUGGCGAGAACCACACAGGUGACCGUUGCACACAGACUUUCCACGGUUAUAAACUCAGACACCAUAGUUGUCAUGGAUAAAGGUAAGGUCGUGGAAAUUGGUACCCACUCAACGCUAGUAGCAGCAUCUGAGGGAGUUUAUUCAAGAUUCUACCGCCUCCAGAGCUUCAAUGAGAAUUAGAUAUGUAUACACACACAACUGCACAACAUAGUGUAUACAUAAGUAGGUUGUAUACACUAUGUUUUUGUCGUUUUCUUUUCUCCUCAUUUCUUGGUGAUGCAACCAUAAUUAAUACAUCAUCAACUUUCUUAAGAAUCAAGGGGAUGAUCCCUUAUCAUACAGUAUUUCACUUCCUGGAUAAAUGUAAUACAAAUGAAAUUAAUACAGGGAAUCAACCUACUUAUCAAAUAACAAUGAGACCAAAUCCAAAAGUCUAUCAAUGCAGUCUCUUCAG